This is a messenger RNA of Drosophila arizonae, 2919 nucleotides long. Its product is annotated as facilitated trehalose transporter Tret1. NCBI's taxonomy places the organism in Eukaryota, Metazoa, Arthropoda, Insecta, Diptera, Drosophilidae. Gene Ontology annotation, molecular function: transmembrane transporter activity. The record is from RefSeq and is a predicted model, not a curated record. Gene Ontology annotation, cellular component: membrane. Gene Ontology annotation, biological process: transmembrane transport.
CUACUUUAAGGGAAUUGGAAUUCUGAAAUCUGAAUACGAGAGGACUUCAUCAUGUGCUUGCCCAAGCGAGUCAGCGGAGGCGCCAUCCAGAGCUUGGCCACAGCCGUUGGUAAUUUGCUUUGCUUUAACUUUGGCGUCCUCUUUGGCAUUACACCUGCUCACAUGGAUCUCUAUGAAUCGGAGCAACGAACGCCACUCAACAAAGUCGCAGACCCCACGGGCACUGCCCUAUUAACGGGCUACCUCUUUCUGAGCGCCGCCGUUGGAGCCGCCGUGUCCGGCUGCCUGGCCAUUCGUAUCGGCCCCAAGUCCGUGCUGCUCUGCAGUGGAUUGCUCCAAAUUUUCAGUUGGUUUACCAUACACUUUGGCUUCGAUAUCGUUCACAUCUAUGCCUCACGCAUGUUUGGGGGCGUGGCAGCUGGCGCCGCGCUUGUUGUGCUGCCAAUUUUCAUCAAUGAAAUUGCCGAGACCCGAGAGAAGGCCGCCCUCUUAACAUUUACAAUCGAACUGUGGCGCACGCUGGGCAUACUCUUUGGCUUUGUACUUGGCUUCUAUUUGCCCUACCAUUAUGUAAAUGUUGUGGGCUGCAUGAUGUCCUGUGUGUUCUCCCUGUGCUUCCCCUUCGUGCAGGAGAGUCCGCAUUAUUUCAUGCGCAAGGGCAAUCUGCCUGCCCUGGAGAAGUCCCUUCGCUGGUAUCGAGGCAUACGCGACAUAGAUGACCGCGAGAAGCCCAACUAUCUGCAGGAACUAUCCGAGUUCAAGGCCGAGAUGAAAGGUGAGGGCAAGGGCAUUGGCUCCGAGCACUACCCGCGCAGCUACGUUGUCCGUCUCAUCGGAGUCAGCUUUCUGCUGACCAUCUGCGCCAAGCUCAGCGGCGUCUUCGUGGAGCUGAACUAUGCUGCCGACUUUCUGGGUCGCACUGGCUACACGAUGGAGCUGAACUAUGUUCUGCUCUCCAUAUCGCAGUGUAUUGGUGCCGUUUUUGCACGCCUCGUUGGUCCCAAGAUGCCUCGCAAGGUGCUGCUCUGUGUCUCCUCGCUGCUGGCUGCUGUGCCAGUCAUCCUGCUGGCCCUUUUCAAGCACUUCCAGGAGAGCUGGUCUCCGGGCCCCUGGUGUGAGCGCUCUGUGCCCAUCAUCCUGCUCGCCAUUCAGCUAUUCUUCGUCAGCUUUGGGCUCUAUCCCCUGGCCGCCGUCGUCAGCAGCGAAGUGCUGCCCACAAAGCUGCACGACUUGCUAUAUUCAGUGGCCUCGGGCGUUGCUUGGCUGCUGCUCUUCGGCAUGAUUGAGGGCUUCAAUGCGGUUAAGUCGCCAAUUGGACCUGGGCUGGUGCUCUACCUGUGGGUGUUUGCAGCCGCCUCCAUCCUCGUGGGGCUCAUUUCGAUGCCGCUGCUGCCGGAGACGCGCAAUCGGCGACCCUCGGCCGUGCAAAGGGAACUGGGCUACGUGGGCCAGGAGGGCGUGGCCAAGGCGGGCAGUGCCACCAACGGGCACAUUUCCUCGAGCAUCUUAAAUAUUGUGUCCAUUUCCUUUGGCGCUUAUUGCGGUUGGCCUUCGUCCAGCUUUCUGGAGCUAAACAGCAGCACGAGUCCCUUGGAGACUGGUCCUCUUACAGAGCAGGAUCAGGGCAAUGUGGCAUCGGUUCUCUGCCUCGGCGGUCUGGUUGGCAAUGUAUUCUUCCUCUGGCUGGCCGACAAAAUCGGUCGCAGGAGCUCAAUGCUUUGGGUGGCAGUGCCCUCGCUGCUGGGCUGGAUUGGCAUCCCUUAUGCACGGAAUCCCACUCAUCUGAUAGCAGCUCGCUUUUUGGGUGGAUUGGCAGGAGGCGGCUGCUUCGGAGUGAUUCCCCUCUACACGGCGGAACUGGCAGAGGACAGCGUGAGAGGCAUCCUGGGCACUCUGCUCGUGCUCACUUGUAACUUUGGCGUGCUGCUCGCCUUCAUCUUGGGCUACUACUUCAACUAUGCGACAGUCGCGUGGAUUGCCUCUGCACUGACAAUAGUCUACGUGGGCUGCUUCUGGUUCAUGCCUGAGACUCCGCAGCAUUUGGCGCAGCGUCACAAGUUGUCAGAGGCAGAGGACGCCUUGCGCUACUAUCGCAAUAUACGCACUCGUCCCUCUAAAGACCUGAGCGAGCAGCUGCAGCUGGAGCUGCACAAGCUGCGCGCACCCGAGAAGGCAGACGAUGUGGAUAUUGACGACAGUGCCGUGACCUGGGCGGACUUUGCGGAUCGAAAGACGCGUAAGGCCUUGGCCAUUGGGCUGGGCGUGUUGAUGUGUAAUCAGGGCUGUGGCUGCUUUGCCUUGCUCAACUAUACGGCAAUGAUAUUCGAGAAAUCCGGCUCCAGUCUGCCGCCCACUGUCUCCGCCAUCAUUGUGGGCGUCAUUCAGCUGGUGGGCUCCUAUGUGUCCACUCUGCUGGUGGAGCGAGCAGGUCGCAAGGUCCUGCUGCUCGUCUCCGCGGUUGGCAUUUGUCUGAGUCAGCUGAUCAUGGCCAGUCACAGCUACCUGAAGGUGCUCCACUAUGACACGUCCGGCUUCGACUGGGUGCCCGUUGCUGCGUUCUCAUUCAUGCUGUUCAUCGCCGCGUUGGGCCUGUUGACGCUGCCUUUUCUGGUCAUCUCGGAGAUAUUGCCCCCGAAGAUACGCAGCACCGCCAUUAUGGUGCUCAUGUCCAUUUUAUGGCUGCUCUCCAUGCUGGCCAUUAAGCUCAUUCCCCUGCUCAACGCUGCGUGGGGCAUGCAUGGGACGGUGCUCUUCUUCGCCAGCUGCACCCUCGCCGGGGCUUUGUUCAUUGCCAUCUUUGUGCCCGAGACGAAGGGCAAGACAAUUGAAGUCAUUUUGGCGAAUUUAUAGUUAGCUGUGAAUUGUUUUAUUUAUACUUGUCUAACAAUAUCAAAUAUUAUAAGCCUGUUACAAGAUCAA